UUUAUUUUUCCUGAAUAACGAAGUAAAUUAAUUCGAUAGUUUUGAAUGAAUGGGCAUGUGAAUAAUUCUGACUUAACUCUUAGAAAUGUUCUGUCACAAACGCCGCUUAAGAUGGAAUCUUUUACACGGAAAGAGAUUAGUGUGGCGGUUAGCAUGUUUAUUGUUGCUUUUGCUUGGCAUCGUAUGGAUUUCAGACCAAACAAAUCUGAACGUAGAUCUAGAAAAUGAUAUUACAAGCGAUGCUUAUGCGGACAGUCUUCCAGAUGGUGACGGCGAUAAAUUUGAGUUUGGUUCGUUGGAAAAUGAUCGAAGGGUUGUCGAAAAUUUGAAUGACGUACAGUUUGUGUUCAGUAACUUACUGUGCUUCAACUCCUAUGAAAAUAUUCCACGAAACCCUGAACGUGAAGCUUGGAUCCGCGAGACAUACGCUGAACUCGAUGAACUAGCUUCCUACGAAAAGCUUCUAAGUCAACCACCCGAUUCGAACUAUGUAGAAAAUAUUCCACGUGAUAACAGUGCGACCGAAGACCCAGAAUUUGCGUACGUGAGAGAACGCACCGCUAACGCUACCGUCGUGCCGCCCUCGGGCCCUUCUCUGGUGCCAAAUUAUCAUGCCGCUCUGGCGUUCGCUGUCGCACGAGUACGCGCGUCUCCAGACGGACCAGUCACUGCUUGCAACUUCCCCGACUUUACAGAUGAGGAGUCUGGGCACAUCUGGCAUCUGGCGCUGCGUCGGCUGGUGCUGGACGGCGCAUGCGCGCGCCAUGCAAGCUUCGCGGGCAGAACCCGCGCGCCCUGGGACUGCGUUUAUUGGGACACUGCGACCCACCUCGGCUACUGUGCGCUGUUUAAGGUAGGGAGCACGUCGUGGAUGAGUCACAUGGUGGAGUGGCAGAGUGUGGACACCCACAGCCUGACGGACGGUCAAGUCCACGACGCUAUGGACCUCCUCUACCCACGUCCCCCAGCCCACCGCCUCGCACAGGAGCUCGUGCGACAUGACCUUCUGCUGUUCAUGGUCCAUCGACACCCAUACGUUAGAAUCGUGUCCGCGUACUACAACAAAGUAGAAACAGGCUAUCGACCCAUUAGCCGUUUGAAGUGGAUUGCCUCCGUGCGCGGCAAGUCCUUGCACACAAUCAUGGAGGAGACCAAGCAAGCAAUCAAGGAACACAAUCUGUCCCUGGACAGCUACGCAGCCUUAGACCAACUCCUGACCGUCAGGGGUGACCCUAGUAAAUCUGCCGACUUCGAAAUGAACGGCGAUCCAAACAACACAAAUCCUUACAUGACUUUCCAGGAGUUCGUACGUUAUAUCAUCAAGGAGAAUUUGUCGUGCUUCAGAGACGUCGCCUGUCUACGGAGGAUUGAUGAGCAUUGGCAACCGCAACACGUGCAGUGCUCGCCGUGCUCCACGCAUUAUGACGUCAUCUCGGCGAUGCACACUUUUGACCGCGACACGAGCCUUAUGAUGAAGCUCGUAGGCAGGGAAGACUACUACGCGAAGGCGGUCCAGCGCCGGGGCUCUCGUUUCCAAGAUGCUGGCGACCAAAACUACACGACAGACGACCUUACUGUGGACAAAAAGCGACGCAAUGUCGGUUUGGGCGAGAAAUAUUUCACCAAAACAAUAAAGGAGCUCUCCACGCUCACUAGAGAAGAACAAAGGCUACUUUAUGUCGCUAACUUUCUUGACUUUACUUUGUUUGGGUACUCGCCCGAAACAAUCGAGUAAAAUGAAUGUAAAUGCAAUGACAUCGUGUGAUUCUUCAAAUUCGGUAAACUUAUUUUAUUUUGUGGAUCGUAUAGGUGAUGCUCCAUAAAACGGCGCGUGAUAUUAGACUGGAAUUAUUUUUAUCGUCAAUAUAAGUCAAGACAUUGUUUCUUCAAUAUUUGUGAUUUGUGUAAGAAACAACGUCUUUACCUUGAUAUUUAUAGGACAAGUUCAAUUAUAAUUUGACUUGGUCGUGCUUGGUUGGGCCUGUAAUGUACAAACUUAAACUUUUUUAUUUAAUAGAGCGUUAGGUAUCCUUCAGUUGUGUCUGUACUGUGCAAACAUAAACUUUUAUUUAAUAGAGAGUCUCCUUCAGUUGUGUCUGCACUAUUCAAACAUAAAUUUUUAUUUAU
This is a messenger RNA of Hyalella azteca, 2127 nucleotides long. RefSeq lists its product as uncharacterized. Gene Ontology annotation, cellular component: membrane. Gene Ontology annotation, biological process: carbohydrate biosynthetic process. The record is from RefSeq and is a predicted model, not a curated record. Gene Ontology annotation, molecular function: sulfotransferase activity. The transcript is spliced from 5 exons. NCBI's taxonomy places the organism in Eukaryota, Metazoa, Arthropoda, Malacostraca, Amphipoda, Hyalellidae. The coding region runs from base 86 to 1735 and encodes 549 amino acids.